Molecule: messenger RNA, 1884 nt
Organism: Lathyrus sativus (Indian pea)
Lineage: Eukaryota; Viridiplantae; Streptophyta; Magnoliopsida; Fabales; Fabaceae
Source: the annotation of a GenBank genome assembly
AUGGGGAAAUUUUCAAUCCCUAUUUUGUGUGUUCUGCUGCUGUGCUUUCUGGUUUCGUUUUCAGAAGCAGAGUAUAGAAAGUAUAAAGACCCUAAAGUGCCAUUGGGUAGAAGAAUCAGAGACUUGUUGAGUAGAAUGACUCUGGAGGAAAAGAUAGGUCAAAUGACUCAGGUUGAAAGGAGUGUUGCUACUCCUGAUGCUAUAAGCAAGUACUUCAUUGGGAGUGUGCUGAGUGGGGGAGGGAGUGUUCCAGCUCCAAAAGCUUCUGCAGAGACAUGGGUGAAAAUGGUGAAUCAGAUCCAAAAUGCAGCUUUAUCUACUCCCCUUGGGAUACCGAUGAUUUAUGGGAUAGAUGCUGUUCAUGGUCACAAUAAUGUCUACAAUGCUACCAUUUUUCCUCACAAUGUUGGGCUAGGAGUUACCAGGGAUCCGGUGCUAAUAAAAAAGAUUGGAGAAGCAACUGCCCUUGAAGUUAGAGCUACCGGAAUUCCAUAUGUCUUUGCUCCCUGUAUUGCGGUUUGCAGAGAUCCAAGGUGGGGACGUUGCUACGAAAGCUACAGUGAGGAUCCUCAGAUUGUUCGAACUAUGACUGAAAUUAUACCGGGUCUGCAAGGAGAUAUUCCUGGAAAAUCCAGGAAAGGAACUCCCUUUGUUGCUGGAAAGAACAAGGUUGCAGCUUGUGCCAAGCACUUUGUGGGAGAUGGUGGCACAAACAAGGGUAUCAAUGAGAACAAUACUUUGAUAAACUACAAAGGAUUGCUUGGAAUUCACAUGCCGGCAUACUAUGACUCUGUUAUCAAGGGUGUUUCAACAGUUAUGAUCUCCUACACUAGCUGGAAUGGGAAGAAAAUGCAUGCUAACCGGGAUCUUGUCACUGAUUACCUCAAGAACAAACUGCGGUUCAGGGGUUUUGUCAUAUCAGAUUGGCAGGGUAUUGACCGGAUUACAUCUCCUCCUCAUGCUAACUAUUCAUACUCUGUUCAAGCUGGUGUUAGUGCUGGAAUUGAUAUGAUUAUGGUUCCCUAUAACUUUACUGAGUUCAUUGAUGACCUGACCUAUCAAGUUAAGAACAAUAUUAUCCCAGAGAGCAGGAUUAAUGAUGCUGUAGCAAGAAUCUUAAGAGUGAAAUUUACCAUGGGCCUUUUUGAAAAUCCACUCGCUGAUCUAAGCCUCACAAACCAAUUGGGUAGCAAGGAACAUAGAGAGUUAGCUAGAGAAGCUGUUCGAAAAUCCCUAGUGUUGUUAAAGAAUGGUAAAUCUGCUCAUAAGCCACUGCUUCCUCUUCCCAAGAAAGCUUCAAAAAUAUUGGUGGCAGGAAGUCAUGCUGACAAUUUGGGUAAUCAAUGUGGUGGAUGGACAAUUACAUGGCAAGGGCUUACUGGUAGUGAUCUUACAUCCGGUACAACCAUCCUUGAUGCGAUAAAACAAACAGUUGAUCCUGCAACCAACGUUGUCUACAAUGAAAAUCCUGAUGCUAAUUUUAUCAAGUCGAACAAAUUUUCCUAUGCCAUAGUAGUUGUGGGAGAACCACCUUAUGCUGAGACAUUUGGUGACAGUUUGAAUCUAACAAUAGCUGAGCCAGGUCCAAGCACCAUAACCAAUGUAUGUGGCUACAUUCAAUGUGUAGUUGUUCUCGUCACUGGGCGCCCGGUUGUGAUUCAGCCAUAUCUAUCAAAGAUUGAUGCACUUGUAGCUGCCUGGCUUCCUGGCACCGAAGGUCAAGGUGUUGCCGACGUUCUUUAUGGUGACUUUGAAUUCACCGGUAAGCUGGCAAGGACGUGGUUCAAGACAGUUGACCAGCUACCAAUGAAUGUUGGUGAUAAACAUUAUGAUCCUCUUUUUCCAUUUGGAUUUGGUUUGACUACAAACCUUACCAAGUAUUAG